AUGGCACCAAUUUCCAUGUUUGGACCGGUGCUUGAGGCGGAGUACACCAAAAUAGUCCGCAUUGUGGAAACACAGAUUGAAACCCUGACAUACAAAGCAUGGCGGCGUCGCGAGGUGAUUGAGAAACUUGAAAAUCUCUGCCGCGACUUGGUAUCUCAAGCAGCCUGCGACGAACGCAAGCCUCGCAACCAUCUCCUUGGGUAUGCCCAAUUCCAACGUUUUUCCAUGACUCUCAGACUUUGUUUGCCCGAGGCAAUCCUUGUCCUCACGAGUGACUGGACUAGCUAUCAGAUAAGUAGCCGGACCUUCGACUGGAUGAGAGAGGAUGAUAUUGAACAUACUGCAGCUUGCAUUCUCAAGGAGGCACUUCUCGCUGCACGAUCAACUGACUGGUAUCUUUGA
Molecule: messenger RNA, 402 nt
Organism: Penicillium coprophilum
Lineage: Eukaryota; Fungi; Ascomycota; Eurotiomycetes; Eurotiales; Aspergillaceae
Exons: 1
Coding region: 1-402 (133 amino acids)
Source: RefSeq, a predicted model, not a curated record